This is a messenger RNA of Etheostoma spectabile (orangethroat darter), 6592 nucleotides long. It is a transcript of the gene tncb, whose product is annotated as tenascin Cb. The record is from RefSeq and is a predicted model, not a curated record. Gene Ontology annotation, biological process: regulation of cell adhesion; neuron projection development. NCBI's taxonomy places the organism in Eukaryota, Metazoa, Chordata, Actinopteri, Perciformes, Percidae. Gene Ontology annotation, molecular function: protein binding.
CAAUACUGAGGAGGGUGAAUGGGUGGGGGGCAUUUAAGAGAGCAGUAGGUGGGAGUGGAGUCUGACCGCAGAGGGGCUACUGUUCAAGAGAAAGGGAACUAUCUCUUUCUCUCUCUCUCUCUCUCUCUCUCGCUCUCUCAGCACAGCAUCAGCCGGCUCUCUAGGUAGACUCGAGGAACCGCUGUAAGAGAACAGAGAGCAGAGGGAAGAUGACAGAGCUGUCAGCGCUCUGAGAGAUACACACUGCUGAGAACAUUUGGAUCGGGGCUGGCUGAUAAGGCGCUCUUCAACACUGUUUCUGCUUCCAUUUUCUAGUCAGUGGAGAAGCUGUGGGCAUUGUGCGGACAAGACCACUUGAUACCUGAACAGACUCUAGUCUGCUACUUUCUGAGAAGUAGUUUCACAGUGUCAUCAUGGGAAUGAAAGGCUUUCUGUUAUGCUGCCUGACCGUGGCCCUGAUCCUCCAGCUCUCCACUGCCGGCCUGGUCAAGAAGGUCAUCCGCCACCGUAGAGAGGCUUUGAUGCCCAAGAAAACCCAGGAGAACGUCACCGUGCCCCACCCAGACCAACCGGUGGUGUUCAACCACGUCUACAACAUCAAUGUCCCCUCCACGUCUCUCUGCUCUGUGGAUCUGGACUCGCCCGGUGACACUGAGCUCAAACACAAGAGUGCCCCGCUGGACAUGCAGAACAGCGAGCAUAUGGAGCACACAGUGGACGGUGACAAUCAGAUUGUUUUCACCCACCGCAUCAAUAUCCCCAAGCAGGCAUGCGGCUGUGACAACCAAGCGCCCGAUAUCAAGGAUCUGAACCGGCUGGAGAUGCUGGAGUCCGAGCUGUCUAGUCUGAGAGAGCAGUGCAGCAGUGGGGCAGCCUGCUGUGGAGCGCAGGUUACCGGUGAUGUGUCCACUAAGCCCUACUGUAAUGGGCGUGGGAACUGGAGCACUGACACCUGCAGCUGCAUAUGUGAGCCCGGAUGGAAGGGCCCCAACUGCACCGAACCUGAGUGCCCCAAUGACUGCCAGGACCAGGGCCGCUGUGUGGAUGGCAAAUGUGAGUGCUUCGAAGGCUUUGGUGGGGACGACUGCGGUAUUGAGCUCUGCCUGCUGGACUGCGGUGACUAUGGCCACUGUGUAGACGGGUCCUGCCUCUGUGAGGAGGGCUUCAUUGGUCAGGACUGCACCCAGACCAACUGCCUCAACAACUGCCUGGGCCGCGGACGCUGCGAAGACAAUGAGUGCGUUUGCGACGAGCCGUGGACGGGCUUUGACUGCUCCGAACUCAUCUGUCCAAACGACUGCUAUGACCGUGGACGCUGCGUCAAUGGCACCUGCUACUGUGAACAAGGCUACACUGGAGAAGACUGCGGGGAGCUCACUUGUGCCGGCAACUGUAACAACCGUGGUAUGUGUGUGAAUGGCCAGUGUGUGUGCCAGACCGGCUACAGUGGAGAGGAUUGCUCGAAGCUCACCUGUCCCCAGAACUGCAACGAGAGAGGCCAUUGCUUUAACGGGAAGUGCAUCUGUGAUCCAGGAUUUGAGGGUGAAGAUUGCUCUAUUCUCUCCUGCCCUGAGAACUGCAGCAACAGGGGCCAGUGCAUUAACGGAGAAUGUGUAUGUGACAUAGGAUACCAGGGCGAAGACUGUAGCGAGCUCUCCUGCCUUAACAAUUGCCAAGACCUUGGCCGCUGCGUUAACGGACAGUGCGUAUGCAACAAAGGCUAUGCUGGGGAGGACUGCAGCAUCAAGACCUGUCCAAAAGACUGCAUGGGACGAGGAGAGUGCGUGGAUGGCAAGUGCGUGUGCUUUGUCGGCUUCACUGGGAAAGACUGCGGCCAGCUGACCUGCCCCAAUGACUGCCUGGACCGUGGUCACUGUGUGAACGGACAAUGUGUUUGUCACAAGGGUUUCGCCGGUGAGGACUGCAGUGAGAAGACGUGUCCCAAGAAUUGUCUUGAUAGAGGUUACUGCGUCGAUGGCAACUGUGUGUGUUAUGAAGGUUUCACCGGGCCUGACUGCUCAAUGCUGACCUGCCCAGAAGACUGCCAAAACCAGGGGCACUGUGAGAACGGAGUGUGUGUUUGCAACGAGGGCUUCAUCGGGGAGGACUGCUCUGGGGUCUCACCUCCCAAGGACCUGACAGUGGUGGAGGUCACCCCAGAGACGGUGGACGUGUCCUGGGAAAAUGAGAUGCGUGUGACUGAGUACCUGAUCACCUACGUGCCAACGGCCCCUGGAGGUCUGGAGCUGGACAUGCGGGUGCCUGGGGACCAGAAGAUGACCACUAUUCGGGAGCUUGAGCCUGGCGUGGAGUACCUGAUCAGCGUCUUUGCUGUGCUAAACAACAAGAGGAGUCUUCCAGUCAGCGCUAGGGUGGCUACACAUCUGCCCGAGCCUGAGGGACUUAAGUUUAAGUCUGUGCGGGAGACGUCAGUGGAAGUGCAGUGGGACCCGUUGGACAUUUCUUUCGAUGGCUGGAACCUCAUAUUCAGAAACACAAAAGAGGAAGAUGGUGAGAUUCUCAACUCCCUCGGCCGUCCAGAGACCACCUUUGAGCAGUCGGGCCUGGGCCCUGGCCAGGAGUACGAGGUCAAGCUGGAGGUGGUGAAGAACAACAAGCGUGGACCGCCUUCCUCCCAGAACGUAAUCACAAUGAUUGAUGCCCCCAGCCGUGACGUGCGUGACGUGACAGACACCACAGCGCUGGUGACUUGGUUCCAACCCGUGGAGGUGGACGGGGUCAGCGUCUCCUACGGGCCCAUCUCCAACCCCGCUGAACGCAAGCUGGUGGAGCUGUCCUCCACCGACACACAGUACCACCUGGGGGGCCUUACCCCCGACACCCAGUACGAGGUGUCGCUGUCGGCUCGGAGGGGAGAACGGACCAGCGCUCCCAUCUAUGAGUCUUUCCUCACAGAUCUGGACGCCCCCAGAGACCUGCAGACAGUGGAGCUGACGGACGAGAGCAUCACCCUGGAGUGGAAGAACAGCCAGGCUCCGGUGGACAACUACCGCAUCAAGUACGGACCGCUGUCAGGGGAGCACGGAGAGCUGCUUUUCCCCCCGGGACCCAAGGACACCACCCGGGCCAAGAUCACAGGCCUGAGACCGGGCACCGAGUACGGGAUGGGUGUUACCGCAGUGACAGAUGAGCGGGAGAGUCUGCCGACAACCACCAACGCAGUCACUGCCCUGGAUGCUCCCAAAAACCUGCGUGUUGCGGAUGUGACGGAGACGACCAUGAUGCUGGAGUGGACACGCCCGCUGGCCAAGCUGGACUCCUUCAGACUGGUUUACGUGUCUGCUGACGGCCACCGAGCUGAGGAGGUUGUCCCAGGCAGCUCGGAGUCCCACACUAUUAGGGGCCUUACACCUGGCAUGCUGUACACCAUCAGCAUCAUCGCCGAGAGGGGCCGCAGAACUAGUGCAGCCAGCACCAUCUCAGCACCAACAGAGGAGGAGAAGCCUGCGGUGACCAAUGUCACCGUCAGCGACGUAUCGUGGGACAGCUUCCUCCUGUCCUGGUCUGCUGAAGACGGGGCAUUGGAGGCCUUCCUGAUCGAGGUUACCGAUGCAGAGACAGGCGCUGAGUGGCAAAACCACACAGUGCCCGCCGAUGCUCGCAGCCUGGCCAUCUCUGGCCUCUCCUCCACCACCUGGUACAGGGCCAGUCUGUACGGGGUGUUCAGGGGGGCCCUCUUAGACCCGGUCUUUGCAGACACCAUCACAGAUGUGGGUCCACCCAAGGGUUUCCGCUUCUCGGAUGUCACGGACACGUCGGCCACCGUUCACUGGGUGGUUCCCAGAGCGCGGGUGGACAGCUACAAGGUCACCUAUGUACCUGCUCAUGGAGGUAAUGCUAAGACCCUGACAGUGGACGGCUCGGAGUCUCAGACUGUGCUGCCCAACCUGACCCCCGGGGUCACCUAUGAGGUCACCGUAAUUGCUGUCAAGGGUCAAAGGGAGAGUGAGCCUGGAUCGGACAGCGUCACCACCGCUCUGGAUAAACCCCGUGGUCUGACUGCAGUCAAUAUCACAGACACUGAGGCCCUGCUGCUCUGGCAGCCCGCCAUCGCCACUGUAGACGGCUACGUCAUCACGUACAGCGCAGACUCGGUGGCUCCAGUGAUGGAGCGCGUGUCAGGAAACGUCGUGGAGUUUGAGAUGAGCUCUCUGACGCCGGCCACGCACUACACUGUGAAGGUCUACGCUGUGAGGGACCUGGCCAAGAGUGCAGCCACCACCACUGAGUUCACCACUGACGUGGACGCCCCUCUGGACCUGGCAGCCAAUAACAUUCAGACAGAGAACGGUAUGCUGACAUGGAAGCCACCUCGGGCUGACAUCACCGGGUACAUCCUGAGCUUUGAGUCGGCAGACGGCGUUGUCCGUGAGGUGGUCCUGAGUCCCAACGCUGUCUCCUAUAACAUGGCCCAGCUCAGCGCCUCCACAGAGUAUUCAGUCAAGCUGCAGGCCAUCGCUGGUCCCAAGAGAAGCCGAGUCAUCACUACUGUCUUCACCACCACUGGCGUCCUGUACAGACACCCCAAGGACUGCUCCCAGGCCCUUCUGAAUGGAGACACCUCAUCAGACCUGUACACCAUCUACCUGGGUGGGGAUGAGAGCCAGCCCGUCCAGGUCUACUGCGACAUGAGCACUGAUGGAGGUGGAUGGAUUGUGUUCCUCCGACGACAGAGUGGUAAACUGGAGUUUUUCCGCAACUGGAAGAAUUACACAGCUGGCUUUGGGGACAUGAACGAUGAAUUCUGGCUGGGUCUUUCCAACCUGCAUAAGAUCACAGCUGGAGGACAGUACGAGCUGCGAGUGGACCUCCGAGAUAAGGGAGAGACAGCCUACGCCCAGUAUGACAAGUUCUCCGUCUCCGAACCCCGGACCCGCUUCAAAGUCCACGUAGGAGGGUACAGUGGAACAGCAGGUGACUCCAUGACGUACCAUCACGGGCGUCCAUUCUCCACUUACGACCACGACAACGACAUCGCUGUCACCAACUGUGCCCUGUCCUAUAAGGGAGCGUUCUGGUAUAAGAACUGCCACCGCGUCAACCUCAUGGGACGAUAUGGAGACAACAGCCACAGCAAGGGUGUCAACUGGUUCCACUGGAAAGGCCACGAGCACUCCAUCGAGUUUGCUGAGAUGAAGAUCAGGCUCCACUUCAGGAAUCUGGAAGGAAGAAGGAAACGAUCAUAAACACAGCCCCCCCCCCCCCCCCCCCACCUCCCUCCACUCCACCCCCACUCCCACUCCCCCACAACCACCACCACCACAACCACCCUCCACCAACACUGCUACACUCUAUCCGGACUCCCCGUAGACCACCUGGACUCCCACACCCCACGCGCCCCGCAGCGAUCAAAAGCCACUGCCGAGGUCCCCGCUACCUCCAUCUCCCCGCCCCCCCCCGUUCGCUCUCAGAUCAGCAUGGACACACCAUGAGAUGAGAACUACUCUCUCCUCCCCCCCAUCCCCCGUUGACACGGUUGUGGAAAUGCUGCAAAUGCGGAAAUCGAUGUGCAUGUUACAAACUGGACUUAAAUCAAGCCCACACAGAUUCUACUCACGCACCAAAGAUAGCAACAACAACAACUCCAUGUCCCCUGAUUGUGAUCCAUCCUCCGGUGUUGCAGCAUUUGUGGGGAGGCUUGGGCUUUAUGUUGUGUACAGUCAUUAAUACCGUUCCUAUUUCAUGUUCGGGGUAUGACAGAAAGGACAGGCUGUUUAUGCAGUAGUACAAUGUGGUCUUGUUUAGGUUCAGGGCCUCUUUGCUAAAAACCGAUAAUACAUUUCAUACGAUUCAGCAAUUCUGGAUCAUCUUACAAAGUCUAUUCCUUGUACAGUACUGUACAAGUAUCUAAAUGAAAGAUUUGGAAAGGGAUAUUCCUCAGAUGGCAUCCCUCAGAUGUCAGAUAUCUCUGUCUAACUUGCCAUUUGUUUGUGUUUGUGCUUAACUUGUCUCAGUGUCACUUUAUCCUCCCCAGGUUCCCUCGUGUCACGCAACAUCUCACGUGAUAGAGAUGGAAAUGAAAAGAGAAAAAAAAAAAAAAUAUAUGGAAAAGUAUUUUACCCCGCCACAUGCCAUGUCCACUUGGAUGGCGAUGUUUUCAUUCAUUACGUCAGCCCCUGAAGGCAUCAUGCACAACGAACAGAGGAAAGAAGAGCUGGUGUGUUUCCGUGUGUUUUGUUUCUGCUGUGAAUCCGAGGCCGGACCUGUUCCUUAGUAUAUAAUGAGAUGCGGAGAUGAUAUUUUCUUUUCUUCUGCAAAAUGUGAAAACAUCUCAUAUGUGUGGAACGGGACGAGGCACGGUGUUGUUGACAGAGAGAAGGUGUUUCUGUUGAGCAUAGUAAAAGUCUCCUGUUUAUGGCCGAUAGUGUUCGAACCGGCCAGACUAAGAAUUGCCGCCCCCCCCCCCCCCCCCCCCCCAGCCCUGCCACAGCAGCAGCACACUAACCACUGACCCUGUGCAGAAUGCCUGUGUAAAUUAAGUUUGUUUUCAUGCUUUGUUUGUUAUAACUGGGUGAACAACCGGUGUUUCUCUGUGAACUGUGUUACAAUAAAACACUUUGUUUCAAAGGAA